AUGGAGAUAUUGACACGAUUUGUACCUACAAAUCUUUUUAGAUAUACUGUCUCGAGAAUAUUAGUAACUAAUGUAGCACAUUAUACAAGAUUGGCUGAAGUAGGAAAGUUAGAGUUGCCAAAGACAACUGGAAAAUAUGAUACGGGUCAACUAAUUCUUCAUAAAGUAUUUGGAUACAGAGGUGUCAUUUUGUUUCCAUGGUUGGCAAGGGUUUACGACAGGGAUGCUACUAACAAAAAGGAAUAUGCUGAAAGUAGCAGUACUUCGGAUGCUUCUGACGAUUCCUUAUCAAAUGUUGGAAAAGAAGUUAAGGGCCGAACUCACACAUUUUAUCAAGUGCUCAUAGAUACUAGGGAUGCACCUUACAUACGCGCGCAAACAGAGGCGGUAACGUUUCUGGGCAACCAAGAGUCGAGUAGAAGUCUGUACGCUAUCCCAGGGCUGGAUUAUGUGGCACACGAAGACAUCAUCCCCUACACCUCAGUCGAACGAGUUCCACUACAGCAUGAACUAUUCGACAAAUUUCUCAUGCACAACCCUGACAAAGACCCUCCAUUCAUAGCACAAGAAACACUUCGUGCGUGGCAGAAAAAGAACCACCCAUGGCUGGAGUUGAGCGACGUACAUCGUGAGACGACAGAGGGGGUGCGAGUCACUGUGAUACCAUUUUACAUGGGUAGUCGGGAGUCGCAGAAUUCGGCUGUGUAUUGGUGGCGAUAUUGCAUCCGUCUGGAGAACCUUGGCGCUCAAGCCGUUCAGCUUCGCGAGCGACACUGGCGCAUCUUCUCACUGUCCGGCACGCUGGAGACUGUCCGGGGCCGCGGGGUGGUGGGGCAGGAGCCCGUGCUGGCGAGGCACGCGCCCGCCUUCCAGUACAGCAGCCACGUCAGUCUGCAGGCGCCCAGCGGACACAUGUGGGGCACGUUCAGGAUGGAGCGGGAAGAUGGCUACACUUUCGACUGUCGCAUCCCACCAUUCUCGCUGGAGAGCAAACCUGAUGAAGGCGCUCCUAUAGCGCCCACGCCUGCCGCCUGA
Parnassius mnemosyne (clouded apollo) is the source of this 1035-nucleotide messenger RNA. The record is from the annotation of a GenBank genome assembly. Lineage: Eukaryota; Metazoa; Arthropoda; Insecta; Lepidoptera; Papilionidae.